Molecule: messenger RNA, 936 nt
Organism: Zea mays
Lineage: Eukaryota; Viridiplantae; Streptophyta; Magnoliopsida; Poales; Poaceae
Exons: 5
Source: RefSeq, a predicted model, not a curated record
AUGGCGGGGAUCUCUCGCGCGAUCAGGGCCUGCGCCGCCACGUCCCAGCGCACCCUGGCCGCUGCUUCGGCGGUGACGCUGCCGAAGGAGGCGGGGGUGAAACCGGCAACGGUCGGGCGCAGGGGGCGGGGUCCGGAGGACGGGAGGCGCGUGCAGUGGGCGUUCCUCGGGUGCCCCGGGGUGGGGAAGGGCACCUACGCCAGCCGCCUCUCGCAGCUGCUCGGCGUCCCACACAUUGCCACCGGCGACCUCUUGAGAACUGGAUCGAUUGACUCGAUCUCUGGCCUUCCUGUGGUGAUUCUUGCUGGUUGUGAUUGGAAGAAAGCUGUAGCUGGUGCUGCGCACGUGCAGCAACGGUUCCUUGUGCUUUUCUUCUGUGCUCUGACGCCUGUGUGGUGCUGUUCUCUGAUCUUUGUCCACCGUGGCCUGGUGAAUGCAAUACUGGCAAAGCUCCCGCCUUCUUGGCAAGACUUUGUGACUUCACGCCGCCACAUGAAGAAGCAAUUGACUCUCACUGAGUUGUCAGCUGCGAUUAAUGUGGAAGAGCGUGCAAGGUCCAGUAACAAGCCAUCCCAGCAACUCCAGGCUCACGUUGUUGAGAAGGGUGGAGAUAGAAAAUUCCAGAAGAAGAAGAACUCUCCACAGAAGAAUAUGAACCAACCUAAGUCCAAAAAGAUGAAGAAGAAAAAGGAGGACUUUAUCUGCUACGUUUGUGGUGUCUCCGGCGCACCAGUCUUGAUGGGAAAUGGUGUUCCGGCAGCAGUUCGAGGUACUGGACAGGUCUACCUGAAGUUAACUUCAGGAAAGACGCUCGUGCUGAAGGACGUACUCUAUGGUCUCAAAUUAGUGUUUGAGUCUAAUAAAGUGGUCCUGUCUAAGUUUGGUACUUUUGUUGGAAAGUCAUAUGAGUCAGGCGGUUUGUUCCGUCUUUCUGUU